This is a messenger RNA of Apus apus (common swift), 2649 nucleotides long. RefSeq names its product solute carrier family 25 member 28 (gene SLC25A28). Gene Ontology annotation, biological process: iron import into the mitochondrion. Bases 22 to 768 code for a protein of 248 amino acids. Gene Ontology annotation, molecular function: ferrous iron transmembrane transporter activity. The record is from RefSeq and is a predicted model, not a curated record. Lineage: Eukaryota; Metazoa; Chordata; Aves; Apodiformes; Apodidae. The transcript is spliced from 3 exons. Gene Ontology annotation, cellular component: mitochondrial membrane.
CGGGGCGGCGGCGGCGGCGCCAUGGAGCUGGGGGCGGGCGCGGGGGCGGGCGCGGGCCCCGGCGCGCGGGGCAGCGCGGAGUCGGGCCGUGUCCUGCUGCUGCUGAUGGGCGGCGGCGGCGGCGCGGGCCGGGCGCGGCGGGCGGGCGCGGAGGUGGAGCCGGGUCCCGCUGCCGGGGCCGCUGCCGGGGCCGGCCCGGGAGGCCCCGAGCCGCGGUCCCCGCCCGCCCCCGACUACGAGGCGCUGCCGCAGGGCGCCGCCGUCUCCACGCACAUGCUGGCGGGCGCCGUGGCGGGCGUCAUGGAGCACUGCGUGAUGUACCCCAUCGACUGCGUCAAGACGCGGAUGCAGAGCCUGCGGCCGGAGCCCGCCGCCCGCUACCGGAACGUGCUGGAGGCCCUGUGGCGCAUCGUCCGCACCGAGGGCGUCUGGCGGCCCAUGCGGGGCCUGAACAUCACCGCCACCGGCGCCGGCCCCGCCCACGCCCUCUACUUCGCCUGCUACGAAAAGUUAAAAAAGACGCUGAGCGACGUUAUCCACGCGGGGGGCAAUAGCCAUGUGGCCAACGGUGCAGCCGGGUGUGUAGCAACGUUGCUCCAUGAUGCAGCCAUGAACCCUGCCGAAGGUAACGAUGGUCCUGGCCUGCUGGGGAGGGGAGGAUCAGGGGCUGCCCGUGCUGCUCGGAUCUCCUCUGCGGCAUGGAGGGUGUUCUCACUGCUGCUCAACUGCAAGGAUCGUUUGGGGGACAGUGGCCGCAGCUCCAGUUAGGGAGUCUGGGGGCUGCCCGUUAUGGAGUGGGUAGGUAGAAGGGAUUAACUCUGGGGAACACAGCAAACCCCAGCUUAGGAGGAGCUGGGAGGGCACAGUCCUUUGGCCCAGGCUGUAGAUGGGGGAGACUUACCUGGAGCAGGAGAGAAGGCAAGAGAGAUGAGUUCCAUGCUGCUGAAGUCACUCUGUGUGCAGAAGUUGGAUAUUGCUGUGGUGAGAUCUCGGGAAGAUGUGGUAUGGCUCUGGGCCUGUGUUCAAAAAUAAGAUUAGAAGAAUGGGCUACGAAAGGCAUGUUAAGAGAAGUCAGCAGAAGGAUAUCUUAUGUUGUGGAAUGUUUGAAAGAUGCUGUUUUUGUGGAGCCUGGUAGGUAUGUAACAGGCAGAAGGGGCUUGUAAUUGAAGUCUAUGGUGGGAGAAGGAGGAAUAACUAGGAAUAAAUGUGUUUUUUCCUCUUAAAACUGGAAGGCUGCUUAAGUGCAGACUCCCAGCUGAUCUGGGCCCAGCAGGGCUCCUGCCUGGCUGGGGCCCUGAGGAACAGGCAGCUGCCUGGCCAGACCAUUGGCAUUCCUUCCCUGGAGCUUGUCUUCUUAUCACGACUGUAGUGGUUUGUAGUUAUAUAAUUUUUAGUUCCUUGUCGUCACGUUGAGAUGCAUGGAGGCAGGACAGCGGCAGGCUGUGCUCUUGGAUGUGCUGAGGGGAGGUUUUGGUGUCUGUUUCUUGCUCCAGAGCAGCUGUGUUUCGGCAGCGGCUGCUAAUGAUUCCUGCUGGUGGGCUCUGCAAUGUGCCGUAGUUAUUUUGGGCUGCAGUGGGGGUGGCUGGGGAGGGACAGGCUCGUCCAGAUCGAGAGCUGUCUGGAAACUAAAAGAUGCAGAGAUGUUCUUCUGACUGCACAAUAGCUCUGUGGUGGUAGAUGGGGAGAUGUUGGUUGCUUGGGAGCAAGGGUGGAUCCAGAGUACAAGCACCUGGAUACUGGGAUGUUCUUUGUGGGAUUGGUGCUAUGGUAAUGCCUCGGCAGAUCUAAAUGGCUGCAGUGCUGCCUGGGGACACUGUUGGUCUACGUUGUCUGUCAUUAGCUCCUAAGCCAGUGUGACCAAACUCCAGGCACUUGGAGGAAGCCUGACUUUGUGCUUACACUUUCCCUCUCUUCCCCUCCACGUCUGGGUCCUGGCUACUGCUGCUGGCUGCCGCCGUCUGUCCAAAGUGGUCAAACAGAGGAUGCAGAUGUACAACUCGCCUUACCAGCGUGUGACGGACUGUGUGCGGGCUGUGUGGCGCAACGAAGGGGCUGGAGCUUUCUACCGCAGCUACACCACCCAGCUCACCAUGAAUAUCCCCUUCCAAGCCAUUCACUUCAUGACCUACGAGUUCUUGCAAGAGCAGCUCAACCCCCACAGACAGUACAACCCAGGCUCCCACGUGGUCUCCGGAGCCUGCGCGGGGGCUGUCGCUGCCGCUGCCACUACACCUUUGGACGUUUGCAAAACGCUGCUCAACACCCAGGAAUCCCUGGCCUUGAGCUCCAACAUCAGUGGACACAUCACAGGCAUGGCCAAUGCCUUCAGGACGGUGUACCAAGUGGGCGGUGUGACCGCCUACUUCAGAGGGGUCCAGGCAAGAGUCAUUUAUCAGAUGCCCUCAACGGCGAUUGCCUGGUCCGUGUAUGAGUUCUUCAAAUACAUCCUCACCAAACGCCAGGAGGAGCGGCGAGCUGCGAAAUGAGCCAGAGCUGAAUGCUGUUCCAGACCUGCUUCACCUCCCCUCCUGGUUUGUCUUCUGACCCCUCUCCCUUCUGGUUUGGUUUGUAUUAAAGAGAGGAGGCAGUGAAGCCCUUCGGGGUUUAGCGAUGACAGUUUUUGCCUGUGGCUGCUGUAGCUCUGCUCAG